This is a messenger RNA of Owenia fusiformis, 1650 nucleotides long. NCBI's taxonomy places the organism in Eukaryota, Metazoa, Annelida, Polychaeta, Sabellida, Oweniidae. The record is from the annotation of a GenBank genome assembly.
AGCAAGAUUCACAAUCAUUCCUUUUUGGAUUCGAGAAGAGAAGGAGGGAAAGAUGCGUCUACCAUUUUUUGUCACACUUUUGUCUAUCGUCGUGUUGCUGGUCUCUGUGCAGUAUGUCUAUGAAGUCCAUUCUCAAGCGGCAGCAAUCCUGAAAGGCAUAUUUUAUGGAACACAGGCUGUUACAUUGGGUCUCUCUGUGGCUAGCUGGGCCAGUGGCGGAUGUAGCUACUAUCCGUCCAUAUGUGACCUAAAGGAUGAGAUUGAAGUCUUGACACCGCAAGUAGAGAACAUUGCAACCAGAUUGAACGGAGAUGCUGCGCGAUUGAAGGAGAUGGACGGAGUGAAUACCGACUUUUACAAUACCCUAACGACAGCCAAUGGCAAGAAUGAACGUAUUGUAGGCAAGUUGGAGAUGAUUCGACAGUAUUCUGCGGAUAUCGUCGUGUUACUAGAUAAAGUUGCGGGAAUAGAAGUGACAAAUAUUGACCCAGAGCAGAUGGAAACUGACGUGACUGCUAUUAACAACAAUAUUGCAGGCGUUAAAGCCCAGAUCAAAUCACUAAAAGAGAGUAUGCAAAUGCAUAAAUACAUGCAGGGGGCCUUCCUCGCAAUUGAAAUCUUGCCUAAGACCCUGUAUUUCGCCAACAACGCUUACAAACAUUACAAAUGGAGGAAGAGCAUGAAGAACAUUGACACUAGCAACUUCCAAAGGUCAAAGAUACAGAAGAUAACAGGGGCCCAGCAAGCCACAGGUGCUAAAAUGGGACGAAUGCAAAGGUACCUCAAUGCUAACCCUAGAAUUGCCAAAGCUCUGAAGGUUGCUGCAUAUGGUGUAGGCUUUCUUCUAAAUGGUGUGGUCUUGUACUUUGAUAUCACAACUGCAAAAGCCUCAAGGGACAGCCUGAGGCAAGUAAGGGACGACUUAAAGAGCAUCAUAGCUGACACUGCUGAGACCCAAAAGACCAUAAGAGAUAACAUAGCUACUGAAAUCACAGCUGCCGCGGAGAUGGAAGUCAGCUAUGGGCAAAUUAAAGAAGGCUUUGUGAACAGCAGUGACUUCAUGAACCAAGUGAGGGAAUACUCGGAUGAUUAUUACGAUCAGAGCAUAGCCAGUAUACCGGUCUACACUGAGAACAAUGUGGAUAAGAAUAACCUCGUCUCAUGCCAAAAUCAGUAUAUCGACUGGCUCAUUUCACAGGAAGGAAACCUACAGGGCUUCUUCAAUCGAAUGAAAGCAGUGGAAUCUGUCGUGAACAUGGUGAAAUUACCAACUCCGCCCAUGUUUGCGUUCCAGCUUUUGAUGAUGGCAAAAGCACAUGACCCCACAAUUGAAUUAGAUGUUUUAUUGGAUGUAAUAGCGGACACCAAACAAGACCUAAAUAGUUGGCCAGAUAUGGAUAUGACCACUUAUCAGAUGUUACAACACGAUCUAACGCAGUAUAGGAACUAGACAUUGAACAGUAUCUAGAUAAAAAUCAUUGACAGACAAUAGGAAAACAAAACGUCUUUAAUGUAAACCAACACAAAAUUUCCAUCAAAUAAAACAAUACACGAGUCUUUAAAAUAAAACAGAUAGUUUUUACAAUAUCAUGUGCGCACUAAGUUUUUAUCAUGAUAUAUUAGAAAAUGUGUCCAGAUAUAGCCUAUAUU